This is a messenger RNA of Colletotrichum fioriniae, 552 nucleotides long. RefSeq lists its product as uncharacterized. The record is from RefSeq and is a predicted model, not a curated record. Lineage: Eukaryota; Fungi; Ascomycota; Sordariomycetes; Glomerellales; Glomerellaceae.
AUGGAUAUCGAGCCCUUGACAAAUAUCAAAGACGUUCUCUACCACUGGAUUGAAAACGACGGGGCAACGAAACGGAACGGGGUGGUGAGGGGCGACCGUGUAUUCGACACAAUUCAAAACGCCUACUCCGAGAGAGGCGGGUGGGAGGGUUGGGCUCAAGUCGAGAUCGCCCACAUCAUAAAGGCAAACUACACAAGCCUGAGCGUCACUCGCGAGGACGGGGUCUAUGAUGGCAAUACCAAGCGAUCAGAUCUCGUACUGGAUAACGGGUUCGGUACCCGUAACAUCAUCGAGCUCAAGUGCCAACGAGGCAGCGCAGAUGCCAACCCGGCGUGGAUUGUGCAGCAGGUCCUUGAUGAUGCACACAAGCUUCAGCAAACCCUUAAGCCUGAGUUCCGACCGGCCAAGUGUUUCGCGGUUGGCAUUGCAGUCACGCCGGAAGCAAUUGAGGCAUUCAGAAACCCGGCUAAUUGGCGCGGCGUCACAUGCAACUGGCAGGCCUGCAAGAACAACCGCAUCAUUACAUUCUGGGUAGAGACGGAUGUUGAAUAA